Sporisorium graminicola is the source of this 2928-nucleotide messenger RNA. RefSeq lists its product as uncharacterized. The record is from RefSeq and is a predicted model, not a curated record. Lineage: Eukaryota; Fungi; Basidiomycota; Ustilaginomycetes; Ustilaginales; Ustilaginaceae. Bases 1 to 2928 code for a protein of 975 amino acids. The transcript has a single exon.
AUGGCCGGUUGCAAACAGAGCAUGGGUCGAAAGCGCACCCUCGCUGAUCCAUGCUCUUCGUCUCCGAGCUGUAAGAAGCACGCCAGGUCAUCUUCAACAUGCUCGCCUCGCUCCAGUCCAUCAUCCACGAUCCACCCAAUUGAGCAACUCAUUUCAGCAGCUUCCUCUUCAUGUGGCCCAUCGGCACCAACCUUCGACAGCAUUUGUCGCAACUCGUCAGACCCUUUCCCACGCUACUCUCUAGGCAUCCCUCACCUCGACGUCUUGCUGCCCUUCCGCGAUGGCCUCGAUCUCCUCCACGCCUACCACCAAGGCAUCGGCUGGAUCUAUUCCCCUGUAGACCGCACCACCCUGCUCGAAACCCUCGAAGAAGCAGAACGUCACGGCGCUGACUCGAUUCACCCGCAUCGUCUCGCUUGCCUCUUGGCUGCACUCGCUCUCGGAGACCUAUUUUCUCCCUGCUUCUCCACAUCAACACAGCCCUCAACUAGUCGUCCCGAAAGCCUUGCAGAUUCAUCAGCAAAGCGCGGCAGAAUCUGGUUUGGUGUGGCUUCCGCCUGUCUGGCUGGCUCUCGCAAACGCGCCGACCUCAUGCACAAUCCUACGCCAGAUGCAUGCUCGGCUCUCUACCUCAUGUCCACCUAUCUCCUCUGCUCCAACGACGAAGAGCUCUUCUAUCGCUCCCAAGGACUCACCGGACUCGCGCUCAUCUUGGCAAAAUCAGCACUCAUGCCUUCUUGCGUAGCAUCAGUUCCGUCACGUUCGACACCCCAUAUAGCCGCGCCUUCGGUUGCAAGCCAGCAUCAGGCAGCAGCCGAUUCCAAGGCCGCUGAAGGCUCAUCGCCAGCUUCACCUCUGACUACCACCGCAACCCAUCAAGACCGUCUACACUGCACCAGGCUUCUCAGCGAUCUCAUCUUUCACCUUCGCUGUCAAGUCCUUACCUUUGCGCUGCCCUGCACAUUCGGCCAUAUUUCUUCUCCGGAAAUCGGCGCACCUCUCGCCAGCUUUCCCGAAGUCCCCACCAUACAAGCCAUCUGGACCGCGUUCGGCACACCUCUCUAUGCAAGCCUUGAUGCAUUCGGCAGCCGCUACAGCCCUAAUAUCUUUCACAAUUGGAAACUAGGGCUCGCCGAUCUCAUGCACCAGGUCUCGUCACUCACCAACCAGGCCGUUACUUUCGACAAUCUUGCGUCACCCUUUCCGGGAUCAUGCGGUCUCGAUGCAGGCAUGCUCGCCGAGAAGCUGCGCGAAAAGCGCAGAGAGUCCAACAGGAUCACGCUUCCGGAUCAUGGACACGUCGUGAAACUGGACGAGAGGAUCCGACGCUAUCACGCCAGCUUACCCGAGUUUUUGCUGCUGCACAAGCCGCUGCCUAUCGAGAUGGCGGGCAAAGUGGAUGAGGACGAGCUGGCACAGAUCAUCUGCCAGCGGCACGUGGCCUGCUCCAUGGUACAUCGCAUGCUCAUGGCUCUGCAUCGACCAUGGUACCUGUCUGCGCUCGCUGGCCGAUCUCACGCGUUGAUAACAGAACCGAUUCAGCCCUUGCGUCACAGCCCCCCAGCUGCAGAGAUGCGCGACAGAUCAUCGCACUCUAAGCCCGACCAUAUGGCACCUUGGCCAGAGGCGACGUGCACAUCUGCCGAGCAGCCAUCGCCGUCAGCCAUGUUUUCUCUCUCCGCCGUCCUGCGCUCGGCAACGUGGCAGACAGAGACGUAUGCAGGCGCAACCGCAUGUGCUCCUCCACAAGCACUCGCCUGGUGGCAGUUCACUAACAAUGCACUCGCCGCCGCCAUCGUCCAGGCUACCGCGUUGCUUCGACUGUCGUGUCCGUCGAAAGGCAACAGCUCCACGCCAGGUACAGGAACGAAGGCUGCGCAAUCCAUCCAGGCUUCGUCGCAUUUCCACACGCAGGUCCGCAGCGAUCUCGACAAGAACAUUUGCUCGUUCCAGAACGUCGCCAAGCGAUGCAAGCUCGCAGCAAAGGCGCUGCCGUUCUUACAGCGCGUCAGUUCCGCCAUCGACUUGGGAAUCUGCAAAUCGAGGAGUGCAGGUUCGUCCGGCGAAGACACUCUGCAGAGCAGCGUGUUGGCUGAUAAAGGCGAAAUGGAGCAGGCGCACUUGGCGGCAUCGGCAUUCACAGCAAAAUCGACAUCAACAUCAAACACCGAGGGCUCAGACCCCCUCACUUGUAACAAUAUCAGUAUCGACACCAGUCCCAGGCAGAGCAACAGCAAUCGCAUCGUCACUCGCAACAGCAACAGCAUCAGCAUCAGCAACACUAGCAGCAUCAGCAACACUAGCAGCAUCAACAACACAUCCAACACCAACACCGCCAACAGCACCGCCAAGAACGGUUACGUUCACACCUGCGAUCAGCGUGCGAACUUCAACACGGAACCCAGCAACGAUCCCCAACCGUCCAAUUCGAGCACUUUGACUACUUCAACCCGUCCAUCGGAAGCCAGACGUGCUUCAAGCGCCAAAUCCGAGCUAGAGGCCAUCUUUGGACCCAUCGCAUCCGGGCUCGAGCUGUCUGCCGCGUCUGUAACCGAGGCACCGGUGAAGCCCUUGUAUCGCCAGAGCUGGGAACCGAUCCCUGUACCGCCCAGCACGCGCGAGGUGGAGGAUCAGAUCUCACAGCCACCUCCGAGUGAUGACGCAGGCUCGUCGUCCUCGUCCUUUGGGACGUUUCCACGGACGCCGCGGUCCGGGUCGCCUCAGGUGAACAGUGCGGAUACAGGUGGAGAUCGGGGACCAGUCUUGGAGGAAGGCAGAAAAUCAGACGCUGCAGCAGGAGGUGCAGCCCCGGUGGCAGCAGAGGAGGGUAGCAGGAAGAAGCAGAAUUCGGCGUCAGACCUUGUGCUAGAGUGCAUCAGGUUCUGGCAACCUGAGAUGCUUGCUACUCUGUCGGCGGAUCGGUCGUGA